AGAAAAGAGAGGAGGAAAAAAACCCCAAACCUCCCAGAGCUCAGAGAACACAAAUAAGGUUAUUGGGGAUGGACAGACAGCAGUUGACUACAUUUCUUUUUUUUUUUUUUUUUAGUUUCCUAGACACUAGGCACCAUUUUCCUCCCCGUCUGAACACCCCUGUCCCAAGUUGGAGCCUCCAAAUAAUCCAGCAGUUUAAUCCAGGAGGUGCUGCUGACCCUCAUUGUGCCCCAUGUCCAUCGAGCUCCAACCCCUCUGGAGUUAUAAAUACUCCACAAUAGAGCCUGGACUGGAUUAUAAUUAGACAACGAGCCAAGAGGAUGGAAACAAUGAACUAUAAAAGCCUGGCCAUGCCCACAGCCAGGACCUGCACACCAGGAAGCAGUGGAAUGAGCGAGCCACCAGGAGCUGGGACAGGAAAGCUGAGGAUUUGCUCCAAAUCGGAUCCAGAGCGUCCCUUAGUGCCUCGUGCUCCCAUCGCCAGGUUUUACACAGCCCUGGUCACGGGGUACCUGAGCAGCCUGCAGGUCCUGACUGAGCGGUACCACCAAGAUGUCAACCUGGUCUUUGAGAUCAGUAAAAACGAGCUGCAGUGGCAGGUGAAAAGCCAAGCCUCUUACGGACUCUCAGGGCUGUGGGCGCUGGAGGAGCGGCGGGAGCUGAGCACCCCCCUGUGCCUCGCCGCCCGCCACGGCCACGCCGAGUGCCUGCGCCACCUCCUGCGCCGCGGGGCCGAGCCCAGCCUGGCCCCGGGGGGACGGGGACCCCUGCACCUGGCCUGCCUGGGGGCCCACAGCCUCUGCCUGGAGCUGCUGCUGGAGUACAGGGCCGACCCCAACCUGCGCAGCGACGAGGGCGCGGCGCCGCUGCACCUCUGCACCUCGCGGGGCUCGCUGCGGUGUGCCAGGCUCCUGCUGAGGCACGGGGCUGCCGUGGACCUGCCCAGCGAGGCGGGAGGGGACACGGCGCUGCACGUGGCUGCCAGGCACCGUCUCUGCGACCACGCCCGCCUCUACCUGCGGCGCCGGGCACGCGUCGACGCCCGCAACGCCCGCGGCGAGACGGCCCUGGGCAUCCUCUGUGGGCAGCCCCCGGGCCCGGGAGACGAUUCCCUGGAGCUUUUCCAGCUGCUGGCCGCCCACGGCGCCGACGUGGACGCGCGGGACGAGAGCUGGAGGAGCCCCUUGCACCGGGCGUGCGGCGCGGCCAACGCCGGGCUGGCGCGGCUGCUGCUGCGGCGCGGCGCCGACGCCAACGCCGGCGACUACGACGGGGUGACCCCGCUGGGGUGGGCCCUGCGGGGAGCUGCCUCCCACGGGGAUCUGCACCCCCACCUCACCGUCCAGCUGCUGCUCAACCACGGCUCCCAGAGGAUAUGGCCCCCCGCCUUCGUCAAGGUGCUGCAAUCCUGCGCCGCCGUGCCGGAGGUCAUCGAAGUCCUCUUCAACUCCUACUCCCAAAUCCCGGUCUCCCAGGAGUGGGCCAGGGCCGUGCCAGAGGAGGUGUUCCAGCAGCACCAGAUUUUCUACCAGUCCCUGCUGGGGCUGGCGGGCACCGCCCGGAGCCUGCAGCACCUGUGCCGCUCCGCCCUCCGGACACGCCUUGGGAGCAGAUGCCAUUCCCUCAUCCCUUUGCUGCCCCUGCCCAAGGCUCUCCGGGAUUUCCUGCUGCUGGAGCCCGAAGGAGUCGUGAAAUGAGGGAGCAGAUCCAGGUCCAGAUCCAGCCCUUCCAUGGAGCAUCCCAGGGGAGCCAGGGAGAGCUGCUUUCCAUGAUGGGAGGGGGCUUUCCAGGGAUUUACAGCAGGACUAAAACGUGCUUUCAGCUGGGAAUUUGUACAGAUUUUCUUUUUGUUUUGGUUUGGUUUUUUUCCCUUCUACUUGUGCUUUAAAUAGAUGAUAAAGAGUAAUAAAAUGAUUAGUAGCUGGUAGGAAUAAUGCUCAUUGUGGAGGAUCCCUGCAAAGCAGCGGGGGCUCCUCAGGUGUGCGAAGGGAAGGACGGGGCAGGGAACCCAAACCAGCCCAGGUGAGCACCAAAUCCCCGGGUAUCAAUCUCAGCCAGGAUGGGUUUUCCCCGAAUCCCCAUCAAUUCCCAACAAAACAAAGCGUGGAGUCAAACAGCCACCCAAGGGUCACCGAGAUUUGGGAUGGGGCAUCCCCCUGGGACGCACAAAAUCUUGGGAACACGGGGCAGGAUUGGCACGGCUCUUUCUCACCCGUGCAGGGCGAGGGGAGUUGUGGAAGCAGCAGGUGGAAGCCGGCAGAGGGGAGGAAUCCCUUUUCCUCUCCAUUGUCAUGCUCCAUGGGAGCCAGGGAUGCAAUGUCCAGCCAAACAUGGAAAAUGAGAUAAGCCCAGCGGCAUUAAUAUAGACCUUAAAACAGAUCUAAUUUUUUUUUUUUUUUUUUUUUUUUUUUUUUUAUGUAGGAGCAGCCAAGAAAGAUGUGGUUAUCCCAUGCAGGAGGGUGACACAACUCACACAACUCCCUGUAUCUCCCAGCCCCUCCUGUACCCCUUGAGCCUGUCACUGUCCCCAGGCUGGCACGUGAAGGGGCUGGAAAACCCCUGGAAAUGGUGGAGUCUGGAUUUUCAUUUCUCACAGUGACCUGGCCAAAGGGACCAGGAGGAGCGAGGAUUUGUUUUUUUCCCACUCCCUCAGGCUCCCAGGUUAAUUCCUGCUGAACCAAAGGAUGUGCACAGGAGCAUCCCUAGGGAGAGCAGGUGUCCUCGUGCCACAGGGCUCCCCAAAAUUCUUCCAGUGCUGAAUUUCACUUGGG
Messenger RNA from Prinia subflava (tawny-flanked prinia), 2771 nucleotides. It is a transcript of the gene ASB18, whose product is annotated as ankyrin repeat and SOCS box containing 18. The transcript has 5 exons. Gene Ontology annotation, molecular function: protein binding. The record is from RefSeq and is a predicted model, not a curated record. Gene Ontology annotation, biological process: intracellular signal transduction. Lineage: Eukaryota; Metazoa; Chordata; Aves; Passeriformes; Cisticolidae. Bases 321 to 1697 code for a protein of 458 amino acids.